Messenger RNA from Cetraspora pellucida, 2622 nucleotides. The record is from the annotation of a GenBank genome assembly. Lineage: Eukaryota; Fungi; Glomeromycota; Glomeromycetes; Diversisporales; Gigasporaceae.
CUUCCAUCAUCUAUCAAAGCAUAUAAUGAUGGAAAAGGUGUUCCAAUAGAAUAUACUCUUUAUCCACUGUCAGAACUCUCUAAAAUAUUAUCACAAAAUUUUUCAAUUAAUCGUGUGAUAAAAGAUUUAGACGAUGACACUAUUGAAAGAGUAGAUCGAACUUUUACUGAUUUAUUUAAGUCAAAACAAAAACUUUAUGAUUUAUAUAAUGAUGCAAAUUUGAUCUCUCACUUCAUACCUGAUAAGCUAUUUAAUGAAAUUAAUAAUUUCGUACAAAAUGUUAAUUCGGAAGAAACGAAAUUCAGACGUAAACUUUCAGAAUGUCUUAUAAAUAUACGAUCUGGUAAAAAAGAUAUAAAUAAACUUGAAGAUAUGAUCAAUGAAUUUCAACAAAGCGUCUUAUCAGAAACCUCAAUCACAUUAUUUAUUAAUAAACAUAAAUCAAUAUCUACGAAAGCAGAUCUAUUACCUAUUCUAAAGGCGAGAGGGAUAGAUUACCAUAAUAAAAAUUUAACUAUUAAUCAAAUUUUAUUAGAGCAUACAAGAAAACAUAUUUAUAUAUUUUACGAUACUGAUUAUAUUCUUAAUAUCGAUUCGCCAGUAUGGAAUGCAUUUUUAAAUAUAUCCAGUAUAAAUGAGGGGUCGAACAAGUUCUUUAUAGUAGAUCCUAUAUUGCUCACAGGGACAGACAGACCCAAUCAUCCAGUCAUUUAUCAUUAUAUUAACGGAUGUCUAGAUAGUAAAGAUUAUUAUAAUGAAAAUAAAAAGCUAUUCACAUCAAAUAUUAUUAAAUUUAACACUUUACCAUGCAUUAAACCGAACUAUAUUCCCAAUAAAAAAGACCGGCUGAUAGUACCUUGCCCCUGUUCGUUAAUGGAUGAUUGUUUACCCUUAAACCUUGAAUGGAUUUGUUUCAGAUGCUUACGUUAUAUAGAAUAUGGGUAUAACGAGCAUUUAUAUUGUAAAUGUGGGGAAAUCAAAAUCGAUCAUUGUAGAUUUAAAUGUAACAGUUCAUUUCAUAUUGGCGGUUAUAUCUCCUUUGACCAAACUAAAUUGGCUGACUAUUUACCAUUAGUAGCUCCACAAGAAGUAAUUAACAUAUUGUUGCUCGGUGAAACUGGAGCAGGAAAAUCCACAUUUAUAAACGCAUUUGCAAAUUAUUUUAAAUUUAAUAAUUUAGAUGAGGCAAUUUCUGAUGAAGACGAAAACGAUUAUAAUGUAGGUGAAUCAUCCACUAAAGAAUGUGGUGUUUACGUGUUUCAUGCAGGUGAAAAUCAAAUAAGAUUAAUCGAUACACCUGGAAUAGGAGAUACCAGAGGGAUUGAAUAUGAUAAAAGAAAUUUUGAAAAUAUUUUGAAGAAUAUAAGUCUGCAUGAAUAUCUGAAUGGGAUCUGCAUACUUCUUAAACCUAACAAUACACGACUGAAUAUGAUAUUUAAAUAUUGCAUGCAAGAACUAUUAUCACACCUUCAUAAAAGUGCUAAGGAUAAUAUUGUUUUUUGUUUUACUAAUACAAGAGAAACGUUCUUUCGCACAGGCGAUACAUUACCAGUAUUUCUUGCAGCAAUUAAAAAUAAUGUUUCAUACUCAGAGAAUACAAAGAAAAAUCAUGAACUUAGUUGGAACAACUCUGUAGAAGAAUCAAUAAGACUCCUUAAACAUAUUAUAAAUUGUACACCUCAUAAAAUAAUUGAUACUGUAUCGAUCAAUAAUGCCAGACAAACGGUGAUGAUUUUUUGCGAACCUCUCGCAAAGGUAAAUCAAAAUAUUCAAGAAAACAUAGCCAAAGUUAAAAAAUUAAAAGAAGAAAUACAAACAACUGAUUUAACCGAAGAGGAGCUUAGGAGCAAGCUGUAUGUUCCACAUAUAGAGCUUAAGAUAACACUAUUGAAACAACCAAGAAUUGUGUGUAAAAAUUGUAAAAUACAAAAAAUCGAUAUAACAAUGAGAUAUUGCCAUGUCAAAUGGAAAAUAUUGACCAAAUUUAUGCUAAAGUAUCAUGGAACUAUGAUGUUUGGGAAGUGUAAAUCAUGUGGCUGCUCCGCAAAGAGUCAUGAAGCAGUCUUCUAUGAGAGCAUAUCUGAAUAUUCAAAGAAAGUUGAUGAAACUAUAAAAAAUAAAAUUUUGGAAAAUAAAGAAAAUCAAAAUAAUAAGCAAGAUCAUAUAGGAAUUCUCCAAGACAAGAUCGACCAACUCAAAGAAGAACAGAGUAUAGUCGAUGAAAUUAUAAUCCAGUUUACACAAUUUCUAAUGCAAAAUGCAAUAGCUGUUUUCAAUGAUGCAUAUAUGGAAUAUCUUGACUAUAUUAUACAUCUUGAGAAAAAUAAAAAUAAUGAAGAUUAUAAUAACGAAAUUCUUGAAGGACUUGAAGAAACAAAAAGAAAAUAUGAUGAAAAGGUGAAAGUUAUUAAAAAGAUGAUUGAAAAUAAUGAUUCCUCUUCACACACACUCUCUUCUGAAGACAUAUUUAAACUUGAACAGAAAUUAUAUAACUUACCAGAUAUCGGUCAAUAUUUACAAGAUGUAAAAAAAGAAGAGAAAAAAGCAUUCAAGUAUCGAGAAAAACAUUAUGAACUUCCUAAUAGUGUGUUAAAAACUUUAAAACCAAAUUUUAAAAAUUAA